AUGACUGAAGUUGGUUGGUGGAAGCUGACCUUCCUCCGAAAAAAGAAAUCCACUCCCAAGGUGCUGUAUGCGAUCCCAGACACCUAUGCCCAAACGGACGGGGGCACGGAGCCCCCAAGGCCCGAGGGCGGCAGCCCCACCAGCGACUUUAACACCCGCCUUGAGAAGAUUGUGGACAAGAGCACAAAAGGCAAGCAUGUCAAAGUCUCCAACUCAGGCCGGUUCAAGGAGAAGAAAAAAGUUCGCGCCACCCUGGCAGAGAACCCUGACCUCUUUGAUGACAGGGAGGACGAAGGACAGUGAAGGGGACCGCGGAGGAUGCUAGUGCCCUCGCUCCCUGACAUCAGCAGGGUCAGGGA
Loxodonta africana (African savanna elephant) is the source of this 359-nucleotide messenger RNA. RefSeq names its product proline rich 15 like (gene PRR15L). Lineage: Eukaryota; Metazoa; Chordata; Mammalia; Proboscidea; Elephantidae. The record is from RefSeq and is a predicted model, not a curated record. The transcript has a single exon. Bases 1 to 303 code for a protein of 100 amino acids.